AUGGAGGAUGAACGAGCUACGGCUCCGGCUAUGAACGAGGCAGGUGGCGUGGAAUCAUCACCCAUCGGUCCUUCCAAUUUAAGCGACACCGAUGGGAUACAAGAGUCAGAAUUCGAGUUUGAUCUUGAAAGACUGUUGCAUGAUCAGCCCUUGGAUCAGGAUGAAGAAGCCUAUUUUCCAUCCCCGUUCAGCUCCGCAGAGGACCUGCUGAGUCAAGAUCUAAUCCAGGGAUCAUCCUCAGUCGAGCCGGACGAUGUGGACCGAAGAAAUACUCUCAUCCAGUCCAUUGAAUCUGAGGAACCAAGUUUCAAGAUGAAUGAAGAUGAUUACGCAGAGAUGCGACUCUCGUUGGGAAUAUCAGGGCAAGCAGGAUCUGUCGGCCACAAGAAAUCGGUUGCAGAUAUUCCCAGCCCGACGACGCCUGGAACACAGAUAGCACAGGAGGCGGGCACUUUAGUUGACCAACUUGAGUCUCCUCUUCAAGGCUACCGUCGUCGUCUGGGUCGGAACCUUGUCCAAACAUCAAACGAGACUCCAGAGGAGUCCAUCAAGCGUCCCAGAUCCCAACGGAAGCGACCGUACGAGUUAUUGGAACAGGAGACUGCAGCCAUCUUGAAUGACUGGAAUCCCGCCACCCAAAUUGCAGCACGCUAUACGAACGAAACAGCAAGAAAACUCAGGAAGUCGAAAGCCAUAACGACGGUUCCUUCGGAGCAGAAGCCAAAGCUUGAUAAAGCCGCACUUAUAACCUGUACGCCUUGGAGAGUGCUUCCCAACGCCCGCCUCGAGGUUUUGAUUCGGGCGAAACGUAAAGUAGUACCUGCAAGCUAUGAAAAUGUUGAUGGCGCUGGGCUAGGGUUCGAAGAGUUAUUGGAGGAAGAACAGGCAUUAUUGGUACAAGGCGAAGUCAGAGGACGACCACCAGAAAUUCUAGCACGACGAGUAGCACUAUUGCCACGGUCGCUACGAAUUCCGUUCGAUCUACCCCAGUCCGAGCUGCGAGACCAAGAGGUCGACCAAAGUGACGAGGUCGGCCUCGAAUUCGACCUAGCACAUCAAAAACGUAGACGAAGUGUUCAUCAUAUCUCGAGAACUGAGUUGUGGAAAAGGUGA
Messenger RNA from Pochonia chlamydosporia 170, 1113 nucleotides. RefSeq lists its product as hypothetical. Lineage: Eukaryota; Fungi; Ascomycota; Sordariomycetes; Hypocreales; Clavicipitaceae. The record is from RefSeq and is a predicted model, not a curated record. The coding region runs from base 1 to 1113 and encodes 370 amino acids. The transcript has 2 exons.